UGUGCCGGUGACAUAUUUAAAUCACCCGCCUGUGACCCAAGAGCUACAUCCUCCGAUUUCUCAGCGCCGUAUCAUUUGUGGUUUUUCGGAUUCUAUUCCGAGUCUUUUUCUUCGCGGGGUUCCUCUUUUUUUUUUUUCCUUCUUCUACCUUCCAGACGCUUUCUAUUCGGCUUUUGGAUGUUGGACUUAGAGUAAGCUGUGACUACUGAAGUAAAUUAAGGACCAGUUAUGUGCUACAAUAUGAUGGAUUGCCACGUGGUGCUUAAACUAUUGCCGCAAAUAGAUGAAAUUUGUUCCUUCCUUUGAUUUAAGGAUGAAAAUUGAGGCGAGUCUUGUCUCAUCCAUUGCAAGUUCAAGUGCAAGGCAGCAUAGUAGUGCAGAGGUAAAGGAAGAUAUAUCUAAACCAUUAAGAGUCCUACUGCCUACUUGUUUGGAGGAGGUAUAUCCUAAGUUGCCAGAUUCUCAACAGGUUUCAAUGGAACGAGAACUGGUAUCAAGGCCACUUGUUCAUUCCAACCAUUUACACUCUAGCAGUGGAGUAGUUGGCAAUAUAUUUUCAUCUUCUCCAGGGUUUUCAACAGAUCUUCACUACUCAUCCGUUUCGUUUUAUGAAAACCAAUCAUCAACAAACCAUCCUACUGGUGAAAAUGUCAAUUCCUGGUGUACGGAUGCACUGCCAGAUUUUCUGGAAGCUCCUGAAAAUAACCCUGUUGGCAAUAGUCACGUAGAAAACAAUAGUUGCAGCUCUCUUAUGGUUUCAGAUGAAUUCAGUAAAGAAAAUGAUUGGCAGGAUUGGACAGAUAGACUAAUAACUGAUGAUUCAUUGACUUCUAAUUGGAGUGACCUUCUAGUGGAUGCCAAUGUUGCAGAUUUGGAACCAAAGAUAGCGUACCAAGCAUCUAAACCAGUGAUAAAAAUGCAAGUGCAGCAGUCUCAAAUUCAAAGUCAGCUUCCUUCUUCUGGGGAAAUUUCUAUGAUUGCUACCUCAACUCCCUCUUCAAAUGGAGCUCCCUCCAAGCCACGAAUGCGAUGGACACCAGAACUUCAUGAUGCAUUUGUAGAGGCUGUAAACAAACUUGGUGGCAGUGAAAGAGCUACUCCAAAAGGUGUUCUAAAGCUUAUGCAAGUGGAGGGUUUGACAAUCUAUCAUGUGAAGAGCCACUUGCAGAAAUAUAGGACGGCUAGAUACCAACCAGAAUCAUCAAAAGGGGCAAUGGAGAAAAGCACCACCUCGCUUGAGGAUAUUUCAUCCCUCGAUUUGAAAACGAGUAUUGAUAUCACAGAGGCUCUACGUCUGCAGAUGGAAGUUCAGAAAAAGUUACAUGAGCAACUCGAGAUCCAACGAAAUUUACAGUUAAGAAUAGAAGAACAAGGGAAGUACCUUCAAAUGAUGUUUGAAAAACAAUGCAAGUCAGGCAAUAACCUGAAAGCAUCCACAUUGGAUGAGUCUCCAUUUUCAGAUACGGUUGAUGAUUUCUCUGCCAAAACAGAGCUGGAAACUUCCCAGGUGGAAAUUUGCACAGCCCGCACUGAUCCAUGUGAUGCUGACACAAUAUCCGAAAAUGUUACUAACGUAGAAGGCGGGAAGCCAGAAGCUCGGAAUAGAAAAGUCCCCGAAAAUACCGAGCCAGACGUUUCAAAAUCUAGCUCCCAGCUAUCAAAGCGCCAAAGGACAGAGAAUUAGGCUGUGCUGUUUCAGGUCUGUCUUCUUUGUAUUGUCCAAAGUCAUUACUGAAUCUUGAAAAUGCCAGUGUAGGUUGCGGGAAAGGGUAGGUACCUGGUUUUGGCUUUGAGUAUCACUUAGGCAUAUUAGAUAUAAAUGGUCUCACAUUCUAGUUUAUUAGCAAAGACUGAAAUCCAAGUUUUGGUUACAUCAUUCUCCUGUACACAGAGAUUGUACACUCAGUAGCAGCUUUAGUGCUGAGUUGAUUUCAAUAUGCAACAGCAAGGGUUCUCUGUUAGAAAUUGCUGUCAACAUUUGUGUAAUUCAACCAAAAAAAAAAAAAAAAAAACUCUUAUCUCUAAUAAUCUAAGUAAGUUUUUUGGUUUA
Messenger RNA from Cucurbita moschata (crookneck pumpkin), 2050 nucleotides. Its product is annotated as protein PHOSPHATE STARVATION RESPONSE 1-like. Gene Ontology annotation, molecular function: DNA-binding transcription factor activity; DNA binding. The transcript is spliced from 8 exons. The record is from RefSeq and is a predicted model, not a curated record. Lineage: Eukaryota; Viridiplantae; Streptophyta; Magnoliopsida; Cucurbitales; Cucurbitaceae. The coding region runs from base 284 to 1684 and encodes 466 amino acids.